CCAGGUUUGGACCACACUUCCUCCCAUAAUUUACUUUUUUUUUACAGAGCCUAUUGAUGUAUUAGCAUCUGUAUUUAGUUUAAAAAAAUUAAUUAUGUAAUAUGGAUUAAAUGUCAUAACUAACUAGCUAACAGGCAUUGAUUUGACAUUUCCUCUCCUAUCUAGAUUGAUCAUCUGCUUACCUAUUAAACACUGUUGAAGUGAAGUGGUUUUGCUGUUUGAGCUGAGAGCUGUGCUGUGGUAGUGUUCACUGCCUUGUUUGAUCCUAAAGCUGUCUGUUGAAUUCAUACUCAGCAGAUUCUAAUUUAUAAAGCAUCAAAAGUUUUCAAAACUACCCUGAGAUAUUAUAAUACAAUAAAAAGCUCUUUUUGCUAGCCAUACCACGCUAAAAAUACAAGGGCAUACAAGCAUUUUAACUUUGAUGAAGAAGAAAAAGUGUGAUUAAUUACAGUUAUUGUUUAUUAUAGUAAUUUAUAACACCUUGUUUUUAUAAUAUAAUAUUUUUUCAAAAAUAUUGCAAUGUAAUAUCUUGCUUACAGUUGUAUCACAAUGUUGUAACCCCUGUUUUUUAUUGUAUUGCCAGGUUCUUGCCAAAAACAGCCUAUACAAACUCUUAGGUGUAACCAUAUUUAUACAGGUCUGCUCUGUUCAGAUGCAUUAGCAGCUGGGAUCCAGGCGGUGGUGCUGUGACCUAAUAAAGCUUAGAGUGGAGAAGCAGCACUGAGUGGUUUAAGGUUCAGAGCCAGAACUCUUCCCUGAGAACCAACGAGAGAAAGAGAGAGAAACAGUCCAGAUCCAGACCUACAAAAACAUCCUCAGCCUCAGAGCAUUUCACCCAGCCAGCUGGCAGCCUGCCCCCGUUCCCCCGUUCCCACAGGAGAGCAAGAGAGACGAAGAGAGGGAGAGAGGCAGUGUGAGAAAAAGAAAUAUGUACAUGUGGGUUUAGUGCAUGGUUUUGGAGUUUUUACACCUCUGGCGUUUGCUUGGCCGCAGUGUUCUCCAUCCAGAUCUCCUCAGUAACUCAGCAGGACCACAGAGCCACCGUCCCCCGUCCUCCUCUCAAAUAUCAGCGAUAAAGACUGAAAAAUUUGUGGCUGAAACUUCAGACAGGUUCUGGGGAGAAAAACCCAGAGUGAAAAAUUUCUCCUUUGCCAGGGAGAACUCUGCGUUUCUCAGAAACAUCUCGGAGGAGCCUGUGAAAACCAGAAAGGCCCGAACCGCUGGCGCUGAAAUAGUGUGUUAAUAGAGCGCCACCUACUGGAGAAGAAUGAGUCUGUCUGCACAAUCAGAGGGUGUUGACCCUGUCGCACUGCGAGAGCAGUUUUUUGACCUGUGGAUGAGGAAAGAGUUGGAGGCGCUGAGGAAGCUGACGAUGUCUGGAUUCUCGCGGCUGCAGGACCCUCUGACGGGGCUCCUCAUCAUCCUGGAGGGUUGCCCUGGUAUCCAGAAGGGUAAAUCCUCCACUCUGGGUCAGUUGGUGCUGGCGGAGUUCGUGCAGUGGAGGCGGAGUCACCCGCGGGCGAGUUUACAGAGUUUAAUGGAGGAAGAGAAGCUGAAGCUGCAGCUCCGAGCCCUGAACCUCAUCACCUCCUCCCAGCCUGGGUACCUGGACCCCCUGCUGGAGAUCUACGAGCUCCGAACCCUGGAGACCAGCCACCUGUUACAGCACGUCACCUACCUGCAGGACACCUGCUGUUAUAGAGAGGCAGCUUUGCUCAGCAUGAAGGUAGAACUCCAGAAAGUGCUGGACAUGGAGCAGAUGUGCGUUCCUCUCAUUCUCCUGGAUAAGCUGCCGCUGGCUGAAUCCUACGUUCGGGAUUAUCCUGAGCUGCAGAGGCGGCUGGUCCAGCUGCUGGACUCCUGGUGUAGCCCUGACUUCAGCCUGGACAAUCUGCGCAGGCGGUUUCCUCGCCUGUCCCUCUCCAAACACCAAACGGACCAAAUUCAGCCGAAGCUGCUUAGCAGACACGUCUUCCGGCUCAUGGAGAAGUUCAGCGUUGAUCCAGGCGUGUGUGUGAACUCGGUUCACAAGAGGAAGCUGGACUCCCUGAGGUUUCUCAUGUACAAGAGGUUCAAGGAGAAAAGCAUGACUGAGGAGAACUGGAGGGACCACGUCCAGGUGACUGUGGAGGGCAGUUUGGAGCUCCAGGUUGUGCUGGUAGAGCUCCUGGUUCAUUACUCGGGGCUCCAGGUUGGUGCUCAGUGGGCCAAACGCUACAACAUACCCAGACACCGACUCCCGUUUGGGGUUUGGGACACCAUGGUGAGCCUCUCCUCCAAUCAGCUGGAGGUGAGUGAGAUGAAUGAGGUAAAUGAGGUUUUCUGCUCGCUGGAGUCGUGGGUAACUCCUCAGUCCCACCAGCUGCAGUACUACCAGCUCCCCCUGACCAGAGAGAAGAUUCACUUCAUACAGACGCUGGAGCAGCUGCAGCUCUGCAGAGACACUGUAUUACAGGCGGGUGUUGUGGUGGGUGUGGAUAUGGAGUGGAGAGCGGGUUUCGGCACAGUGUUCACUCAGAACGUGGCUCUGAUCCAGUUGGCGGUGAAGGGGCAGGUGUUUUUGUUGGACCUGUGCUCUCAGAGUCUGAACUGCCACAGUCUGACUGUGCAGUUCAUCCGAGCGCUGCUCACCGACUCCAGCGUUCUUAAACUGGGUUAUGGGAUGUCUGGGGAUUUUAAGAGUCUGGUGGCCACAUGGCCGGAGCUGAAGGAAGAACCUUUGGAGGUUAAAGGAGUGUUAGAUCUGCUCCACGUCCAUCAACAGCUGCAGCGGUGCUGGCGGGGGGGCGGCGGCGGCUCUCGGUCGGUGGAGGUGAACGAGGGAUCGGCGGAGAAAGGGUUGAGUCUGUUGGUGCAGCAGGUUCUGGGGAAACCGUUGGAUAAGAUGGAGCAACUUUCUAACUGGGAGAGGAGACCACUGCGCACCAGCCAGCUCCGAUACGCAGCUGCGGAUGCGUACUGCCUUCUGGACGUCUACCUCACCCUCUCCCACAACCCUAAAGCCUUCGGUCUGCCUGAAGACCUUCAGUCCAUCCCCUCCAGCCAGGGAGCAAAGAGCCGCCAGGAGAAGAAACACAGAGAGAAGAGCAGGAAGAGCUCAGACCCGCAGACUCGUAAAAAGGUCCAGACCCCGGCCGGUGGUCCGAAGGAGAGCAUGAGCAGCAUGAGCAGCAGCGUGAGCAGCAGUAGUGAACACUGGGAAGCCUCCAUCUCUCCACACGAGCUGCGGGUGGUGUGUGAUAACAUGCUGCAGGGCCUGGGGAGGUUCCUGCGCUGCCUGGGCGUCGACGUGCUGAUGCUGGAGAACACUGACGACCACAAAGUAGCAGCUGAGAUAGCUCGGGCAGAAGGACGUAUUAUUCUCACCGCUGGUCAGCCUUACCAAAGUCUGAGGUCUCAGGUAGCUGAGGGACGCUGUCUGACUCUGGACUGCUCAGAGAAAGCUCGAGACCAGGCCGUCUACGUCCUCAAACACUUUCACGUCAACCUCACUCCCUCUGACAUAUUCAGCCGCUGCCAGGCCUGCAAUAAUAACGAGUACUUGAAGGUGUCGCGAGAAGAGAUGACGCAGAUGCUGAGUAAACGAGGUCUGCUUCAGGAUGAGUCAGAGCGGUGCAGUACUCAGGGGGUAUCUGAGGGUAACAGGUCAGUAGACGCUCAGAUAUUUAACCCUUGCUGCCGCUGGGCUCCUCAGUCUGUUCUGGAUCUGGAGACGCUCCAGUUCCACAGCGGUUCUGAGAUCCAGUUGAAGACGGUUCCUCCGGGUCUGCUCCCGCGGAUCCCCGAAUUCUUCGUCUGCACCGGCUGCGGAAAAGUCUUCUGGGAGGGGACGCACUACGACCGGGUCCUGUCCCAAUUCCAGGAGGUGCUGCAGCUGUCGGAUGGGGAGACGUGCAGCCAGGCCGGAGCAGUGCAGCAGUAGUGCAGGAGCACGGGGACUGGGUGGUUCUGGGUGGUUCUAAUGGUUCUUUAUCACAGGCUGUACGUUACCUGUGUUGGUCCAGUAGGUCCAGAACGACGCUAUACAAGCAAACUGUGUUCUGACCAUUGAGCUGCAUUUAAAUUCAGAGUAAAUUUGGAGUUAAUUUGUCUACAUUUGAUUAUUUUGGCCAGAUUUUCACUUUAAGAUUUACAGAUCAGGACUGACUCCAGAUCUGCUGUUCUGGAAACAGCUGAAAGCCUGAGUUCUGAUCAGGAUCUGGAUAAACGUGUAAAAUCGGAUUGACUAUUUUAGCCUGUUGUGAAUCUCUCUGCUUUCUCAGACUCUGAACUAAAGACCAAAAACUCAGAAAAAACAAGAGAUGGAUGUUCCUUUUUCAAUAUUCAAUACAUUGUUUCCUCAAUAUAAUGCAGCCCCUGCUACAAUAAUAAAUCAUUCUUUCAACUUUACAAUAUGUUGCUAAUAAAUUGAUCAUUCAUUGAUUCUCUCAGUUUAGUAGCCCAAGUAAUUUUAUCUCAAUUUAACAAGUAGUUUCCUAAAUUUAAUAAAGCAUUCUCUCAAUAUAACAAUCUGUUUCCUCACUUUACUAACUUGUUUCCCUAAUGUAUCAAUACAGUUAAGACACAAAGUCAAGACCUAAAUGUAAUAAAUUGUUCCCUUACUUUAACUUCAUCUAUACUUACUUAACGUUUCCCCAAUUUAAGAAAUUGUUCCAUAAAUGUUCUACCAAGUACCAAUUUGUUCACUAAAUUUAACGAUAUUCUCAAUUAACCAACCCAUUUCCUGAAUUUAAGAAAUGAACAAUCUGUUUCCCAAAUGUAAAAAUAAUUCCCUAGAUUAAAUUAAACAUCCCCUCUAAACUGAUGGAAAUACUAAGGGCUCUGUAUUCUACUUUCUGAAAAUGUACAGGUGUUGGACAAUUAAACUGAAACACCUAGUUUUAGAGAACAAUAAUUUAUUGUGGUGACGGACAGUUCUUUUGGAAGCAGGAGAGUUGAGGUGCACAUUGAUUUCUGCCGUGAUUUGGGCAGCCGUGGUUUUAUGUUUUUUGGAUACAAUCCGGGUUAGCACCCGAACAUCCCUUUCAGACAGUUUCUCUUGCAUCUACAGUUAAUCCUGUUGAAUGUGGUUGGUCCUUCUUGAUGAUAUGCUGACAUUACCCUGGAUACCGUGGCUCUUGAUACAUAACAAAAACUUGCUGUCUUGGUCACAGAUGCGUCAGCAAGACGUGCACCAAUGUUGUGUGCAUUGCAAUACUUAGAGCAAAACUGUGCUCUUACCCUGCUAAUUGAACAUGCACACUCUGCUCUUACUGGUGCAAUGUGCAAUUAAUGAAGAUUGGCCACCAGGCUGCUCCAAUUUAGCCAUGAAACCUCCCACACUAAAAUGACAGGUGGUUCAGUUUUAUUGUCCAACCCCUGUAUUUCACAUCCAUUUAAAUGUUUAAGAUAAUUUAGCCAUAUGAUGCUAAUGUUGUUGGUAGUUAGCAAUUAGCAACAUUAGCAUUAUUGAUUGAACCAGUUGUGCCAUUCUUGAUCUUUUUCAGACAUAAUCACUCAGAUCAAUCAGUUCUGCAGUUAGUUUGUAUCUGAUGAACUCUGCUGUUUGUUUUAUAUGAGCUCAGUUUUGUUUAUAGAGCUUCAGUUAUUCAUACAACAUUUAUAAUGGACAUAAUGGACUCUGGGGGUGUGGCUUUUUCAAUAGUGCUCAUAAUGCAUUAUUAACACCUGGUUAUUUUAUUAUGUCUUAUGAACUGUUUUUUUUUAGAUUGUUUUUUUUACCUUGUGUAAUGUUAAUUUUAUUUUGUUUCAUACAUCCUGUUUAAAAAAGACAAAUCGAUUAAAGUCUUGACCUGUUGUUA
Messenger RNA from Astyanax mexicanus (Mexican tetra), 5801 nucleotides. RefSeq names its product exonuclease 3'-5' domain containing 3 (gene exd3). The transcript is spliced from 20 exons. The coding region runs from base 1268 to 3922 and encodes 884 amino acids. The record is from RefSeq and is a predicted model, not a curated record. Gene Ontology annotation, molecular function: nucleic acid binding; 3'-5' exonuclease activity. Lineage: Eukaryota; Metazoa; Chordata; Actinopteri; Characiformes; Acestrorhamphidae. Gene Ontology annotation, biological process: nucleobase-containing compound metabolic process.